Molecule: messenger RNA, 2674 nt
Organism: Apis laboriosa (Himalayan honeybee)
Lineage: Eukaryota; Metazoa; Arthropoda; Insecta; Hymenoptera; Apidae
Product: KH domain-containing, RNA-binding, signal transduction-associated protein 2-like
Exons: 8
Coding region: 123-1316 (397 amino acids)
Biological process (GO): regulation of alternative mRNA splicing, via spliceosome
Cellular component (GO): nucleus
Molecular function (GO): mRNA binding
Source: RefSeq, a predicted model, not a curated record
UGCAACUCUGUUCCAAAGACGCGUUGUGCGCGAAUGAUUUAUUCCAUUUAAUUAUUUAAUUAAUAGAAUUAUUAUUUUUUCGUUUGAUAUCGUUAGAACCAUCUAAUAAAAUAGUGAUAAUCAUGAGCGAUCGACCAAGUAAUGGUGAAUUUAAGUAUAAAAGGGAUGAAAACUCUGAUUCGGAGGCAAAAACAUCGUCGGAAAAGGAACGUGAUGAAAAGAAGUAUCAAGUUGACAAAGCCGGAGAAUAUGUUCGAGAACUUUUACAAGAAAAAGUUGAAUUGGAUUCGCAGAAAUGGCCUAAUGCAACGAGACUAAUUGAUCAAGAAAUUCAAAAAACUCAAGCUAUUGGCAAACCAGUAAGGGAUCCGAAAUAUGUGGAUAUUUAUCGUGAAAAACCAAUUCGAGUUUCGGUUAAAGUAUUGGUGCCCGUUCGGGAACAUCCAAAGUUUAAUUUUGUUGGAAAAUUAUUGGGACCGAAAGGUAAUUCUAUGAAACGUUUGCAAGAAGAAACAAUGUGUAAAAUGGCAGUAUUAGGAAGAGGAUCCAUGAAAGAUCGUCAAAAAGAAGAAGAAUAUCGUAUGUCUCUGGAUCCGAAAUAUGCUCAUCUUUCGGAUGAUUUACAUGUUGAAAUAACAGCACUCGCACCUCCGGCGGAAGCUUAUGCUCGUAUUGCAUUUGCGUUAGCCGAAGUUCGGAAAUAUUUGAUCCCAGAUAAUAAUGACAAUAUACGUCAAGAGCAAAUGCGCGAAAUGGAAAUGAAUAUGGCAGAUGAUCCAACGAGUAAUGACGAUAGAAGGCCUUCUGUCAGAGGUGUACCAGGUGCUGGUGGAAUAUUAAGACCAUCCACAAGACCAACAAUGCAACGAUCUUCGCGAGCGGCAAUACUUCCACCGCCUUCUAGCCGGGGACCAAUUACACGUCCUGUAUCAGCAAAAAGUAAAGUUUUUUCUAUUUUAGAUCGUGCAAGAGUCGCCAUGGAUCAGAGUUAUGGUUAUGAAACUGCUACUCCGCCUCCAAGUAACCGUGUUGGAACUCAUCAUGAUUAUGAUUAUCACACAUCAACGAGCAGUAGUAGCCGAUAUGGAGAUCGACAUUAUACAUCAACGUCAGGAGAUGAUAUGUAUCCUUCCUCGAGGUACGCAACUUACGAAUACGAAGAUGAUACUGUGCCACAUUCUUCUCACAAUUACUACGAAACAUCAGAAUAUCCAGAGGAAUCAUCGAGCCGCGCAUGGAAAUCGUACAAGACGACAACGACAUCGGGCUCAAGCUCGCGCUACCGCAACGCCCCGUAUUCACGACCUUCCAAGUAAAAAUCCAUAUAAAAAAAAAAAAACCACCCAAAUAUUUUCUUAAUUUUUAUCACAUCCAAAUAAUUCCUGCAUUAUAAAGCGAAACAACGAUCUUUCCUUUUUCUAACUUUAUUGUUUCUCAUAAUCCUAAACUGUUGACAUAUAAUUUUCGUAACAAACAAUAACUUGGUGCCAGAGAUGUCAAACCUAUAUAAAAAAAAAAAACUAAAAUCAUUUUUUAAAUGAAAUCAGACGCAAGAAGUGAUUGUGGUAAAUGAUACUAUGAUUUUUUACCAUGUAGUAAUGAUAAAACAAAACAGAUAUAACGUAACUGCCAUUACAAAUUCGAUUCCUCGAAGUUUUGCUUAAAAGAAAACUUCCGAUUGACCGGUAUUUUUUUCUUUUGGAAUAAGAUUCUCGUUAUUCUCCUCAAUGAAAGAUACUUUGACGCUUGCGGAUUUUUUGCUUGUUCUUUUUAUUUCCAUUAUAUACAAUUUUCCGAGUCAAUGGUGUAACGAAGCUAAUGUAAUUUUUAAUCAAUUACUUGUAGCUAUUGAAUAAACACCAAGACAUGUAAUUAUGAAAACUUUAAUCAAAGCGUUUCCGCGAUUUCGAUAGAAUUUAUAUCUCGAAUGUUCAUAUGUAAUAUUAACUCCGUAGAAAUUCUGAAUCGAUUUCCAUCAUAAUCUUUGAUUUUCUAUGAAAGUAUUAGAAAAAGAGAUAAAAUCAUACGUUCCUUCAAAUCCUUUCCCCUCCUGAAAAAAAAAUGUCACGUCAGAGUGGAAGGCUAGAGGACCAAGAGGAUCAGUGGAACGAGACAAGUAAAAUUCUUAAAUAAAAAAAAAAAAAAAAAAAGCGUCGGAGCUGUGUUACAUUUUUCUAGAAAUCAAAUUUAUCUUUUUUUAUAUCGAUUCAUUUCAUACGCGAAAUCUUAAUUUUUUUUUUUCUUUUUUUUAAAUAGAUAAUUGCAUAUAAUAAAGUCAAUAUGAAACUAUAAAUUACGUACUAUGUACGUAAAUGAAAGAUUUGUAAAUAUCUUUGAGAAUUUUUAACUUUUAUAUAUAUAUAUAUAUUUUUUUUUUUUCUUUCUUUUUUAUUUCAUUUUUCCUUUAGAUAGAUAUCUAUUCUUUGGUUUUAAUAUGUCAAGUUUUCUAAAUAUUGAAAAAUACAUAGCUCAGACAGUCGUGUGCGUUAUAAUAAAUUAGUAAUAUGUAUCUAAAAUAGAAAAUAAAAUAUUGUAAAUGACAUCCAAUGGCAGAUGAUCACAUAUAAAUUAAUAUUAAAUAAGUUGCAUAUAGUGAUGCGAAUUAUAUCGUAAUUCAUUUAAUAUUAAUAUGUAUAGUAUUUACGUGAAUAAAAAAACAGAAUAAUAAUAAAAA